CCUUACAAAUGCGCCGAUUGCCCCAAGAGUUUCUGCUACCCGUCCAAGCUGGCGGCCCACCGCCGAACGCACACGGGGCAACGGCCCUACCCUUGCAACCGCUGCGGGAAGAGCUUCUGCUACCCGUCCAAGCUGGCGGCCCACCGCCGAACGCACACGGGGCAACGGCCCUACCCUUGCAACCGCUGCGGGAAGAGCUUCUGCUACCCGUCCAAGCUGGCGGCCCACCGCCGAACGCACACGGGGCAACGGCCCUACCCUUGCAACCGCUGCGGGAAGAGCUUCUGCUACCCGUCCAAGCUGGCGGCCCACCGCCGAACGCACACGGGGCAACGGCCCUACCCUUGCAACCGCUGCGGGAAGAGCUUCUGCUACCCGUCCAAGCUGGCGGCCCACCGCCGAACGCACACGGGGCAACGGCCCUACCCUUGCAACCGCUGCGGGAAGAGCUUUUGCUACCCGUCCAAGCUGGCGGCCCACCGCCGAACGCACACGGGGCAACGGCCCUACCCUUGCAACCGCUGCGGGAAGAGCUUUUGCUACCCGUCCAAGCUGGCGGCCCACCGCCGAACGCACACGGGGCAACGGCCCUACCCUUGCAACCGCUGCGGGAAGAGCUUUUGCUACCCGUCCAAGCUGGCGGCCCACCAGCAGAUCCACGCGGCGGCGGCAGCCGGGCGGCCCUACCCGUGCAUGCGCUGCAGCAAAAGCUUCCGCCAGCUCCGCAACCUCACGCUGCACCAGCGGGUCCACGAAGAUGGGGAAGUGGGGGAUGACUUAUCCCAAACCAAGGGUCACAGCAAUGGAGAGAGGCCCUAGGGGCAGGCGCUUAAGAACCCCGAUAACAUUGGGGGCAAAGGGAGGAAGUCGAUUCAUUGGGAUGCUCGGUGGAUCAUUGUAAAUAGUCAAGUAUGUUAGUCAGGGAGGGAGGGAGGCGGCUUUGGGAGUUACGCAGACCUGCCCUUCAAUGCCCUGUCACUUCUCAGUCUGCAAGGUUAAAGGUCCUAUCACUCCCCCCACUCCACUGUGCCAAGUUCACGUCUUCUCUCCUCAUGGGCCAGGCUAUGUAUACCGUGGUGAAAAAUGAUCUGAAAUGCGCAGAAUGCUAGUUCUGUGAUGAGAAGGGACCUUUUCUGUGGCCGGAGUGCAUUUGCGCCAACCUUUCGUUGACAUUGCGUUUCUGGCAUGCGCCCAAAUGCCCGGCAUGUACAGAGUGCAAGUAUACCACCUUACCUUUCUGCCCAUUCUAUGAAAACCAAAAUUAGCCUUCAUGUAGCGGUUUUAGGAAGAAGUUUGUGUUAAUUUCACAGAAGAACGCGUAGGCACGAAUGUUUUGUAGCAUCACCGAGAGUGAAGGAUGCUUUUAUUUGCUCCGUUCCUUGCAAAGCCAGUUCUCUCCACCAUAGUAUGUUUUCUGCGCAAAGAUGCUCAGCCAGCAGAAGCUUGUAUUGGGGGGGGGGGAGAAUGCAACACCCUUCGGAUGCAAGGUUUUGUGAGGUGGCAGCUCUGAGUUGUACCGUCUGAGCCGUCGGGUACAUUAUGAACACAGGUUUAAGGGUUCAGCCUAUGACUCCAUAAAGGUUUAACCCAUACUGGUAGAUCAUUGUUUGUGGCAGGCAUUAUGGCUUUUGGAUGUAAAAGAAAAAUGCUUUUAGCCUAUGAACUUUGGACCCUGAAUGAGCUACUGCUGCAGAACAGCUAGUUGUAUGCAAAAAAAAAAUGGGUUUGAGCAGCUCUGUGUUUUCAUUUUCAGGAAGAGGCCUCCAUCCCGUUCAAGGGGAUGUGUGAACACGAAGCACUGAACUGUGGUUGUUGGUGUGUGUGUGUAGAGCUGUUAACGUGUAUGGAUUUUUCUUGCUAGGUGGGACAAUCUGAUGGCUGUUUUUCACCACUUGGUAUACACAGCUUAAUAGCCUGGUCCCUUACUUUCCUGCUGUGUAGUUGUUUCUAAACAUACUUACAAAGGCAAAAAAACAA
Molecule: messenger RNA, 1977 nt
Organism: Pogona vitticeps (central bearded dragon)
Lineage: Eukaryota; Metazoa; Chordata; Lepidosauria; Squamata; Agamidae
Source: RefSeq, a predicted model, not a curated record